Molecule: messenger RNA, 1188 nt
Organism: Branchiostoma belcheri (Belcher's lancelet)
Lineage: Eukaryota; Metazoa; Chordata; Leptocardii; Amphioxiformes; Branchiostomatidae
Product: G-protein coupled receptor 54-like
Exons: 4
Coding region: 1-1188 (395 amino acids)
Biological process (GO): neuropeptide signaling pathway
Cellular component (GO): membrane
Molecular function (GO): G protein-coupled peptide receptor activity
Source: RefSeq, a predicted model, not a curated record
AUGUCGCUGAACGAAUCUCUUCAUCUUGAAUUUGGCAAAAAUGCCACGCUAAAUGAAUCGUUACAGUUUAGUGGUGAUUUCUUGAGUAAUGGUACGUUGAAAAACGCCACCGAGGAGGGCACGCCGGACCAGGCGGCGAUGAGGAUCGUCGUGCCCGCCGCCUUCUCCCUCAUCUGCCUGGUGGGCAUAAGCGGGAACGCGCUGGUGAUCUACCUGGUCUGGCGGCACAAGGAGAUGCGGACGGUGACGAACUUCUACAUCGUGAACCUGGCCGUGACGGACCUGGCCUUUCUCGUCUGCUGCGUGCCCUUCUCAGCAGUCAAGCUCACCAUCGAGUCCUGGACUUUCGGGGAAUUCCUCUGCAAGUCUGUCUUCUACUUCAUGCAGGUUACAGCCCAGGCGACCUGUGUGACUCUGGCAGUUCUGAGUCUGGACCGGUUCUGGGCCAUCGCCAGACAUUUCAAGACACCUUGGUUCCGGACGCCUGUCGGUGUGCUGCUUACCACCACCAUCAUCUGGAUCGGAUCUUUCCUGCUAUCCCUUCCAGUCGCCUUCUUCUUGAAGGUGUUUGAGUGGAAUUGGCACGGCAUCAAGCAGCUAGUCUGUCUGGAUAAAUUUCCCUCAGCGGACCAGUACCAGGGUUACAUCAUCUACACCGUCCUCAUCAGUUACGUCAUCCCCCUAACAACCAGCGUGGCCUGCCAUUGGCUCAUCAUCCGUUACCUAGCAACCAUGUCGGCCAAUACGUCAGUGGCACAGAAACACGUCAUGGCGAGAAAGAAGAAGGUUACUCGCAUGGUGGCAACUGUGGUCAUCCUCUUUGCCGUAUGCUGGGCUCCGAAUCACGCGCUCAAUCUGUGGUUUGCCUUUAGAAGUGAGGGUGAAAUCCCGCAUCCAAUCAUGUGGCUGAAAAUAACCGCCCUCUGCAUGAGUUACGCCAACUCUUCCGUUAACCCCUUUGUCUACGGCAUCAUGGGAGAAAAUUUCAAAAAGGCUUUCGCUAAAUCGUUCCAAAAGGGGGACUCGUCUGGGACGGGUUCUGCCGUUUCUCCAAAGACACCAAAGCUCACAAAGGAAGAGGAGAUCGGCAUGAUAAAGAUUGGGGGUCGUCCUGCCAUUGAAAAUAAAAACACCCCCAUUGAUGCAAGCAGUGAGGUGUACCAAAAUGACGUAAUAAAAAAACUUUAA